AUAGCCACCUGAUCGUUGAUUUGGUUUGGGUUGCGAGUCUCGCUCUGCCUUUCGGACAUUUUCUUGCAGCUCACGUCUCAUUCCCUGUUUAUUGUCGAUAUGGCAAGCACUUUGAAAGAUUGGUUGAAGAUCGUUUAUGUGAUUUUUGCAUUCUGCUCUGCUUUCUCUUUGGGUGCUCUCAAAGGUAUGCUCGUGGGUCCUAUUGCUGGCCUGAUUAUAAUAAUUGGGAAUGUUGGGGUGAUUCUUGGUCUCUUCCCUUUCCAUGUUGCCUGGACAGUUUACACCCUUGUAAAGACUAAUAGACUUGAUGCACCCCUUAAGGUCGCUUUCCUGUUUGCUUUGCCAGUUUUAUUCGCCAUAUGGCUGGCUCUAAGCAUAGCUGGAAGUGUUCUUGUGGGAGUGGGCUAUGGUUUUUUCACUCCCUGGGUUUCGGCCUUUGAGGCCUUCAGACACGAAAAUGAGAGGUUCUGGCACUGCAUUGUGGAUGGAACAUGGGAAACUAUUCGAGGAAGUUGUACAGUGGUUCGAGAUUAUGCAGAUAUCUGCUACCAUUCAUACCCAGCCUUCUUGAAGGAGAGACGAGAAUGCUCUAGUUCAGAUGAGGUUCACACUCUUAGGUUGGUUCAUGUGCCUGGAUGUAUCAUUAUUGGGAUUUUGGGGCUUGUUGUGGAGAUUCCUCUUUAUACUGCAAUUGCCAUAGUAAAGAGUCCAUACAUGUUGUUCAAGGGCUGGCAUCGACUCAUACAUGAUCUCAUUAGCCGAGAAGGCCCAUUUCUUGAAACAGCUUGCAUUCCUAUUGCGGGUUUGACAAUCAUUAUGUGGCCUCUUAUUGUUAUUGGGAGCAUCUUACUGGCUAUUUUCUCCAGUUUUUUCAUUGGAUUGUAUGGAGCAGUUAUAGUUUAUCAGGAAAAAUCCUUCUGUAAGGGUGUAGCUUAUGUCAUUGCAAUGGUUGCAGAAUUUGAUGAGUACACAAAUGAUUGGCUCUAUCUCCGAGAAGGGACUGUCCUUCCAAGGCCCCGGUACCGAAGGAAAGGCUCUCACUUAUCAGAGCUUUCUGUUGGAGCAAGUCUUAGGGCUGGAGGCAGACUCAAUUCCAUUUCUGUGGAACCACGAGGAAUGCUUGUGCCAAGCUUAGCUCCUUCAAGAUCAGUUAGGGAAUCAAUGCAAGAAGUGCAAGUGUUCCAGAUAUGGGAAAAUGUGAUGAGGAGCUGUGAAAUGAGGGGCAAGGAACUACUGGAUGCCAAUGUAAUAGCUCCAGAUGACCUCUACGAAUGGUUAAGUGAGAAGAAUAGUAAUGAUGCAGCUAUUGUUGGUGUUGGUUUGCCUUGUUAUUCACUUUUUCAGAAUCUCCUCUUCUCCAUUAAAUCUGGGUCGGUUGGUUUAGUGAUGCUUGAUGGCGUUGAAGUCACCAAUCUGAACGUACCCCAGGACAGAUUGAUGGACUGGUUCUUUCAACCUAUAAUGGUCCUUAAGGAACAGAUCAAGGUCAUAGCACUUGGAGAGGGUGAAAUAAGAUAUUUGGAGAAAUUUAUUAUUUUUGGAGGCAAUACCCAACGAAUGGAGUCUUGGAACAAUGGCAGUUUUGUACCUGAGGAUGCUCUCAGAGCUGCUCAAAUCCAGGGCAUCACCAGAAGGAUGAUAGGAAUUGUAAGAAGCGUGUCGAAGUUACCCACAUAUAGAAGAAAAUUUCGCAAUGUUGUGAAGGCUUUGAUCGCAUAUUCUUUUGAGAAGGACGGUACUAUCAGAUCCAGUUCAGCAAGAUCUGUUGCCUCAAUUUAAUUUAUGUAGGAUGGACUUCAAUUCGUGUAAAUUAUUUAAGGUUCUGACAUCCAUCAGGUUAGAAUCAUAUCUUCAUUGUAAAUUUAUAAGUUUUUUUGAUCCUGAGUUCGACCUAUGACUCAAUGUAGCAAUGUUCAAUUUAAAGAAAAAAAAAUCCGCUCCUUUACAAGAAGAGAUUGAAAUUCA
Vitis riparia (riverbank grape) is the source of this 1965-nucleotide messenger RNA. RefSeq lists its product as uncharacterized. NCBI's taxonomy places the organism in Eukaryota, Viridiplantae, Streptophyta, Magnoliopsida, Vitales, Vitaceae. The transcript is spliced from 10 exons. The record is from RefSeq and is a predicted model, not a curated record. The coding region runs from base 100 to 1779 and encodes 559 amino acids.